AUGACCUCCGGAUUCAACAAACGCUUUGCUCUACAGCAUGAGCAGCGCGAAACGAGCUUCAGCGCCACCAGCGUCGGUGCCGGCAUCGAAUCUACCCCUGCUGACGACGGCAUCGACCAUGCCCUCCUUCAGGACUUGUUGUUCGAAGACUCCAGCGCCGGCUACCAUGCCUACUCCACUUCCAUCAGCCCACUCCAGUCUCAGGGCUACUACGAUUCCCACGAAGCAAACAGCUUCCCAAGCGGUACCUGCACUCUGGCAAUGCUCGAGCUGAAUCAUUUCCCAACUCCUGUCAUGGGGGCUGAGGCUGGAAACCGCAACGUCUUUGCACCUACAGCUGAGCCUCGGCUUGACUUUCGUGUCAGCACGGACUUGGUACACGGCUUUGGGGAAGGCAGUCCUCUGGAUGGUUCGGCCUUCCCGCUGAGCACUGACCUUUCAGCUGACCAACCAGACUACGUCCUCGGUGGUAACGCACAACAGACAGGGGCCACGCCCUCUUUCUAUGUCGGUGGUCAGCCGCGUGCAGGGGUCGCUGCCGCAGUUCGACCAAUCGGCUCAAACGAGGAUUCCGAGCGCUCUACAGCUGGAUCUACAUGGGAGAUGCGCGACAACAAAUAUUUCUGCUUGCACCCGGGUUGUCGCAAUCCUUCUUUCAAGAGGCUCGGAGACCUCGAGCGUCACCAGAACAAUGUUCACGCCCAGACCAAGUUCUUCUGGUGCCGUUACAGCGGCUGUGAGCGCGGUCGUUCCUUCCCCCGCAAGGACAAGCGCAACGAGCAUGAGCGCAAGGUCCACCAUGUUGACUACACUCUUGCGGAGAACAUCUGA
This is a messenger RNA of Lasiodiplodia theobromae, 831 nucleotides long. Its product is annotated as C2H2 domain containing protein. The transcript has 2 exons. Bases 1 to 831 code for a protein of 276 amino acids. Lineage: Eukaryota; Fungi; Ascomycota; Dothideomycetes; Botryosphaeriales; Botryosphaeriaceae. The record is from RefSeq and is a predicted model, not a curated record.